AUGUUCCCGGCGAUGUUCCUGCUGGUGGUGCUCGGAUUGUCGACGACGGUGGCGACGGACGGGACGGCCAGCGGCAAGGACGGCGAAUAUGAAAACACACCGCUGCACCUUUCUGAGGCCGUGCAGGGAACCGUGGGCCAGCUAGAGUGCAACAUAACAUCGCCAAUUAAGGGCGACCGAGCGAUACUGGUGAUGUGGUAUAAAGGCGCCCAGACGUUCCCGUUCUAUACGUUUGAUGCACGCGAUGUGAGAGAAGGAUCGCAUCGUAGCUCGAACUCGUCGUUUGAUGGGCGAGCCAACUUCGUCCCAAGCCGGAACCCGGCAAUGUUGGAAAUCCUACAAACGAAGGCAGCCGACAGCGGCAUCUACCGAUGUCGGGUCGAUUUCCACAAAAGCCCCACGCGUAAUACGCGUGUCGAGUUGACUGUCAUAGUGCCUCCAGAGAAGCUGCUUAUAGUGGACGAGAAAGGGUCGCACAUUCGUCACUACAUCCUGGGACCGUACAACGAGGGGACAACAAUAAACAUAACGUGCAUCUCGACCGGAGGUCGGCCCUUGCCGCAGGUGCAGUGGUGGUACGAAAACAAGGUAUUCAACAACACCUCCGUGGUGCUAUCGGACAAACGCGUCCGGAACACGCUCGUGCUGCAUCGCCUCGAGCGGAAGCACCUGAAGUCCGUCUUCACGUGCCAGGCAGCUAACAACAACGUCACCAUUCCCAUAUCGGCUUCGAUAACCCUCGAUAUGAACCUGCGACCUCUCUCAGUACGGCUGCAGGGAAAAAAUCGACCGCUUUCAGCAAACCACACGUACGAUCUGCAAUGCGAAGUGCUUGGAUCGAGACCGGCCCCUACUAUCACCUGGUGGAAGGGAAGCACCCAAAUGCGUGGACAUCAUGAAACGACCGACCCGGACGGCAACAUCACCGUAUCGAUCCUGAGCUUUCGCCCCACCAUUGACGACAAGGGAAAGUAUCUGUCCUGCCGGGCGGAGAUGGCCGUCAUCCCGGAUGCGGGCAAGGAGGACGGCUGGAAGCUUGAUAUCUACCACGUUCCCGUGGUGACGCUGGAGUACGGUACUAACUACAACUACACCUCUUCCAUUCCGGAAGGGGUCGACGUGUACUUCGAGUGCAACAUCAAGUCCAACCCGUGGGUGUACAAAGUGAUCUGGCGCCAUUACGGAAAGGAGCUGGUGAACAAUCCCUCCGAAGGAGUUACGGUGUCGAACCAGAGCCUGGUGCUGCAGAACGUCAGCCGCAGCCGGGCGGGUCUGUACACAUGCGUCGGCAGCAACCGGGAGGGCGAUGGCGAGAGCAACCCCGUCCAUUUGGACAUAAAGUUUGCCCCCGUCUGCCGGCCCGGCUUGGUGACGACGUACAACGUGGGCCGCAACGAGCUGGCGAAAAUCGUGUGCGAGCUGGAGGCCAACCCGACCAACGUCACGUUCACGUGGAAGUACAACACGUCCGUGUGGGAGAGCCUGGACUUACCGGCCUCGGAGGUGGCGAGCGACCAGGCAAAAAGCGUGGCACACUUCAAGCCGGUGACGGAAAAGGACUACGGGACGCUGCUUUGCUGGGGUCGGAACGAGAUUGGCGCCCAAACGGAGCCCUGUCUGUUUCAUCUCAUACCAGCAGGAAAACCGGACCCACUGUCGAACUGCACGAUCCUGAACCAGACGUUUGACAUGCUGCAGAUUGAGUGCCUCGAGGGCUACGACGGUGGGCUGCCGCAGGACUUCCUGAUCGAGCUGUACGUGAUCGGAAGCCGGCAGCAAAUGGCUUCGAUUAAAUCAAAAUCUCCCUCGUUCGACCUGAAAGGACUUGAGCCGGGCGUUGGCUACAACAUCAUACUCACCGCCAAAAACUCGAAAGGUUCCAGUGAUCCCACCUACCUGCAAGCGUUCACUCUCAAAAACCCCGAAAAGCAAACAGAUCUCUCGCUCGUGUACUCGCCGGCGUUGCUGCAGAUAAAGCCCUUCAUCGGGACGCUGCUCGGUGUGGUGGCCGCCAUCAUAUCGAUCGCCUCGAUCAUCGUGUGCAUCACCCGGUUGCGUGGAUCCGCCGGUCGCGAUCGUGAUUGUGCCAGCAACAUGUCGACGAACGACGCCUCCGGAAUCAGCCAAUCCAUCCCGGACGCGGAUCUGGCACGGGAGCAGCAGUGCAACGGCAGCAUCGACAGCAUCGAAAAGAACCCGGACAUCAUCCCGCAAGCGAAAUUACCGCACCUGCCGGAAGAAGACGAGAAAGCGUUCGAGUGGCUUAACAACGCGGCCCAUCCGCGGUUGUACGCGACGGCCGCAAUGGCGGAACAGCAGAGUGGUGGUUUGCUGCCAAAUGCGGCGACUGCAGCCACCUACGAUCCACGCGCUUUCUACGCCCUCGCUAGGGACGUCCAGCAACAGCAGCAACAGCAGCAGCAACAAAGCUGCAUGCAACAGAACGUCUACCCGGUGGUGUCAUCCGACGGUCAGAACUACAUCCCGGUGCAUGGUACCAUCAUCUCGACGCCCAUCGUCGGUGGGUAUGGCACCGACGCCCACAAGCAUGAUCUGACGUACGCCGACCUGACGGUGAGUGGGAGCGGCCCAGGUGGUGGCACCGGAAUGCAGAAGCUUAAUUCCGGCCCACCGCAGAUGUACGUCAGCGCAACUCUUGGCCGUCCGCGGCAGUCCGACAUCAAGCGGUCCGAGCCAACGAUCUAUGCACAGAUCGAUCUCGCCCAUCAUCCCUCCGUACAUUCGGGCAACCUCAUCUACACGAACGCGCCGCGCCAAUCGAUUCCGAUUUCGCACGCCACCGGCCUUCCGGUCAGCAGCGCCCACCUGCUCCAGCAACAUCCGGGGAUGCCGGUACCAGCGCCACUUCAAAGGGCGCCCGAUUCCGGUCAACCGUCCUCGCUCACGGAACGCUACCCACCGCCACCCCUAUUCGGGGGUUCGCUUCCGGUCGGCAAUCAACAGCACUGCCCCAGCGAGCCGUUGCUGCACAUCCCACCGCCUCCACCUACACCACCUCCUCCUCCUCCGCCCAUUCCACCACCCAAGCCCGUUAUUCGCGGACCAUCCAAAACUCCUGCGGCCAUGCCGAGCCUGCUGCAGACGGUUCCCGAACUUCCCCACAAUCCGAUCGGUCCAGGUCCAGGUCCAGGCGGUGUUUCCGCGCAGGAUCAUUCAACCGGUGGGUUGGCCACGAUUGGCGAGGGCCGGCUGCUGAACCAUGCCACGCGCUUCUGA
Messenger RNA from Anopheles nili, 3237 nucleotides. Its product is annotated as neural cell adhesion molecule 2. Bases 1 to 3237 code for a protein of 1078 amino acids. Gene Ontology annotation, molecular function: protein binding. The transcript has 19 exons. NCBI's taxonomy places the organism in Eukaryota, Metazoa, Arthropoda, Insecta, Diptera, Culicidae. The record is from RefSeq and is a predicted model, not a curated record.